Molecule: messenger RNA, 3856 nt
Organism: Girardinichthys multiradiatus
Lineage: Eukaryota; Metazoa; Chordata; Actinopteri; Cyprinodontiformes; Goodeidae
Gene: tmem39a
Product: transmembrane protein 39A
Exons: 10
Coding region: 359-1840 (493 amino acids)
Biological process (GO): negative regulation of autophagosome maturation; negative regulation of autophagosome assembly
Cellular component (GO): endoplasmic reticulum membrane
Source: RefSeq, a predicted model, not a curated record
GUAGCUGGUGAGCUGAGCCAAAUGAUUCGAAUCUCAGAAAAGAACCGGCCGGAACGCCGAUCACAGUCACCGUGCAGCGGGCAGCUCGUCGGAGUCGCGUUUGGAUGACGACGCGAGCAGAGGAGACGAGGAGAAAGCGACCCUCCAUCGUCCCCGUUGCCGUCGUAAGUCAUCGCCACGCCCGUGUAGUGUUGGACAUUGAAGCUGGAAGGUGGAGAAAUGCCCGUUGCUGUCUGGACUCGUCACACAACUGACUGAUGCAUCCUCGCUCGGCUCAGUUCAGCCCCCCCGCAUGUUGUCGAUGCUGUUGUCCUUGCAGUACAUGGUGGGUUUUUGAGAGGAACGGUAACUGGCGACCAUGCCAGGAGGCCGCAGGGGUCCCAGCAGACAGCAGCUAAGUCGCUCCUCUCUGCCGUCCCUGCAGACUCUGGUCGGAGGCAACGUCAGCAAUGGCACGGGCCUCAGGAGCAGAAGCAGUAACUCUGUGGGUCUGUCUGCUCCACCCAUUUCUGCUCUCAUCACUCCGGAGCCGGUCCGUCACUCGAGGAUCCCCGAGCUGCCGUUGGACAGCAGCUUCUUGUUUGAGUUCCUUCUCUUUCUUUACCUGUCGGUUGCUUUAUUUGUUCAAUACAUCAACAUCUACAGGGCGGUGUGGUGGUACCCCUACAGUCACCCUGCUGCCUCUACCUCGCUGAACUUUCAUCUGAUGGAUUACCACCUGGCUAUCUUCAUCACUGUUAUGUUGGCCAGGAGGCUCGUUUGGACCAUUGUAUCCAAGGUGUCUCAGAGCAGUGGAGGAUCUCUGCUCCGCUAUAUAGUACUUAUUGCAGGUCGGCUCAGCUUGCUGACCAUGUGUGGCUGGGUGCUCUGCUGGACGCUGGUCAACCUGUGCAGGAACCACUCUGUCCUUAACCUCCUGUUCCUGGGAUACCCAUUUGGCGUGUACGUCCCACUGUGCUGUUUCCAUCAGGAGGGCGGGAAAAGCCCGACGUCAGGAUCCGACUGCGAAUACCCUGCUGACCCCCAGCAGGCCAACCUCACAGAGUCCCCGUUCUUGCGGCCACGCGACUUCCUCUUCCUUUUACGAGAGAACAUCAGAGAACAGUUCUCCAGUCCCCCACACAUGCCCUCUCACGCCUGCCCACAGCAUAUACACUCGGACACACCCGAGCUGAUUCGGGGAGAAGUGGAGGAGCUGAAAAGUGAUUUUAACCGGCGCAUUAAAGAAGUGCUGUUCAACUCACUGUUCAGUGCUUACUAUGUAGCCUUCCUGCCUCUCUGCUUUGUUAAGAGUACACAGUACUAUGACAUGCGCUGGUCUUGUGAGCAUCUGAUAAUGGUGUGGAUCAACGCCUUUGUGAUGCUGAUGAGCCAACUGCUGCCACCCAGCUACUGCGACUUGCUUCAUCGCUCAGCGGCUCACCUGGGUCGCUGGCAGAAACUGGAGCAUGGUUCAUACAGCAACACACCUCAACAUGUGUGGUCGGAAAGCACUGUGUGGCCUCAGGGGGUGUUGGUACGACACAGUCGGUGUCUAUAUAAGGCUGUUGGAACCUAUAAUGUUGCUCUGCCCUCUGAUGUUUCCCAUGCAAGGUUUUAUUUCCUGUUUCAUAAGCCAUUGCGGAUCUUGAACCUGCUGAUUGGGAUCGAGUCCAGUGUGGUUUUAUACCAGCUAUACUCCCUGCUGCGCUCUGAGCGCUGGAACCACACCUUGUCCCUGGGCCUUAUCCUCCUCUGCAACUACUAUGUGCUUUUUAAACUUCUCCGAGAUCGUAUUGUGUUGGGCAAAGCCUAUUCCUACCCUCUUUCCUCCAGCAGUUCGGGGCUCAAGUCGCAGUAAAGGACAACGGGACCUCACCUACAAACUCUGGAUGUGGAGCGAGGGGUACAGACUGUGAACUCAUAACUGUGUUUUUGAUACGGUUCUAUUUUUAAUGCGAUGUUUGUAUAUGCCUAUUUAAAAGAAUAUUUUUAUUUUGUAUACUAUUUCGUGUUACACCGGGCAUUACAGCUCUGAUGACAUUAGCAUGUUGUUGCAAGACGUCAGGGAAUGCCUUGGGGUGACUUUCACCAAAGAUACUUUAAGUGCAAGCAGCCAAUCGCAGAUGGGACGUGGCCCUAAAUUGUCAGUUAAUAAAAUGAGUAACUCGAGACGAGGGGAAGGAUUUGUGCCUGAGAUCCAGAUUGUUUUUUUAGUUUUUUUAUCUGCGUCAUCCUAGAAUGUUUUCUCUGCAAGCAGCCAUUGUUUUGGAAGGCGAUGGGUUUGAUCAUUUCAGCAAUUUAUGCCAACUCUUAGAUUCUGCUCUUAAAGAAGUUUGUCAUUUUGCCCAAAUGUUCUCAAUGACAGAGUUAGAUGGGCAAGGCCACAUUUCUUUUCUGGACAAUAACUAAUUUCCUUAGUUUAUUCAAAAUAAAACUGAAGUAGACAAACAAAAUAUGACAAAUUUGUCCUUUUUGUUUUUUUUAAUUAGUAUAUGGAUGUAAUGUGGGCCAUAUUGGUGUUUUCGUGUUUUAUGUUUAUUGACUCAGUUGAUUUCGGAGCACUGGUGAUUCUAGCUAUAGGACCAUGGUUGUCUUCUUAUCUGACUAAACCACAAAACAAAAUGACAAGCUAUUUUCAAAAACAGAAUCUUACAAGGUUUUUUUGGUUUUAUGUUGUCAAUACCAUCAAAAAGAGGAAAAGUUGAGGCAAACUGAUCCAAAAGGAGUCGGUUGUAAAGUUUGACUUGAUUGAACUGCGCUGAAUGUUUGUUUCGCCUUGCUUUACAUCAGUUAUAACUGUGGCUGUUACCAAACGUAAAUAUGUCUGCAAGAUGUGGAGGUGCUCAAGAAACUGUUGGCGUUUCUAAACCCAGAGCACAUUAAAAACAAGAAUAAACACUUAUUCUUGACUUUGUUCUCACAACUCCAUAUGUUUGAGAAUACGGUACCGUCAACAGGUGUUUUAUGCAGUUCAUAAUGACAGAUGUUUGACCUCAAUUUGACAUGCUAAAUUCAACUUUCUGUUACGCUGUAGGUUUCUGUUUUAUAGGUUAAUUCUGUGAUGCUUUAACUUCUGAACGGGAGGACAAUGCAACCUAUCACUGUAACAUGUCCAGUUUAGCUUUUGUUGGGUUAGGAUGCAGAAAAAAGGGAAUGUGGUGGAUAAAAAGAGGUCUUAUUGGAUAUUCCAGUUGUCUUUUUCCACUCUAAAAAAGAAAAAGAAAAGCUGUCUUUAUCACACUCUGAUUUAAAUUUACUAGGAGUUACUGUUUUAAAGGGACGAAUGCCAAAGUGAAAUCUGGCAGGAAACACUCGUAACAUUUCCAGUUCCUAUGUGCAGUUACCAAACAGAGCUCACUUUCUUUCUUGUCUCUCGAACUCUGUCAUUGCUUUUCCAUUUGAGCUUUGUCACUACCACCUACUUUAGUUAAGAGAAAAGAAAAUACUGAAUCUUCAAUGAACCUCGAUGCAAAAUAAAAGCACCAGUUUGCUUUUUGGUGCUGAUGUUUCUCAUUUUUCACACAAAUAUAGUAAAUAUCAGCAACUUAAUAAUUCUGUUGAGGUUGCAUGUUUGUUUGGCUGAUUCCAACCAGCCUUAAGAGCAUGGCGAUAAAAAUAUAAGUUUUGAAUGUUGUGGUUCUCCUGUCUUUCACUCGCCCUUAACUGAGUAAAAUUGCUUCAAGGUUUCAGAAGCUGGAUCUGUUACUUAAAUGUAUUUUUUUUCUCCCUCUUCAAUUGGUGACUUCAAAAUAGGUCCUAAAAAGACACAAUCAGUCUAUAUGUUGACAGAAAGAUCUCGUGUUCGCCUUUUGAUCCCACUGCUGUGAAAUGUAUUUGAUCUUAUUUGAGUUUACAUAAAAUUUUAUGAAAUGAU